CACGUGGGCAUGCCCGGUCGCCACGCCGAAUAAGGGGCGCGUAGCUGGGGAAGGAGAUAGGGACCCGGUAGCAAGAGUCUGGGAUUCUCGCCCGGCCCAGCCGCUGGUUCGUUCCGUUGUGUGACUUGGGUGGACUGCCUUCCUCCAGUCGCCUCAUCUGUACAGUGGCUGCCUCUAUUCCUGUGUCUCACAUCCGGGCAAGCGGAGGAGAAAAUCUGGUGCUUCUUCCUUCGGCACCAAUGGGAGAUUCAAGCCAGGGCAUGUUCUCUGCUGCAUCCUCAGCUGCACCGGGAGGCAGGAUCCUCUGGGUUUGAUAAGAGAAAAAAGGAGAGCGGGGACCCAGAACCUCCUCCCGACUUCCGCCCCCUCAUUCUGGCCUUGCGAUCCUCUGCACUAAGCGGGUCCUGACCUAUUUGCCAGACUCGCUGUUUCUCCCUCCUCUUCUCAAACCACCCCCGCGUCCUGCUCCAGCUUCUGGGUUUCACAACUCCUCCACUAUCGGGGAGCCGCCCUUCUUUUGCUUGACACCCCCCCUAACUAGCCAGGACCAGCAAAACAAGAUCCCAUCCCUUCUUUGCUGGGUUCCGGCGCUUCCGCCUCCGGGGCGAAGACUCCUCCCCCUCCCGUCCCAAUUGUAUUCCCUGGAAGAGCAGCCGGAAGAGCCUCCGCCGCCAGAAGCUGGUACUUCCCUGCAGCCCCGUGCACGCCCCAGACUUGCCGCGGCAUCCUGGGCCCCGCUCCCAGUCGGGGCGGGCGGCGCGGGCUCCGGCGAGACUUCAGCACCGCGGACAGCGCCCCGGCCGCGGCCCUCCCGCCCUCGGCGCGCUCCCGCGGGUCUGGGUGAGGCGGCGAGCGAUGCCCACAGCAUGGCCUGGUGCUCCGAGCCCAUGGCGCUGCUCCUCGCUUUCGGCCUCCUCUGGCUGUGCUCAGGAGUCCGGGGUACGGACACAGAGGAGCGGCUGGUGGAGCAUCUCUUGGAUCCUUCCCGCUACAACAAGCUGAUCCGCCCAGCUACCAAUGGCUCUGAGCUGGUGACAGUGCAGCUCAUGGUGUCACUGGCCCAGCUCAUCAGUGUGCACGAGCGGGAGCAGAUCAUGACCACCAAUGUCUGGCUGACCCAGGAAUGGGAGGAUUAUCGCCUUACUUGGAAGCCUGAGGAGUUCGACAACAUGAAGAAAGUUCGACUCCCUUCCAAACACAUUUGGCUCCCAGAUGUGGUCCUGUACAACAAUGCGGACGGCAUGUAUGAGGUGUCCUUCUACUCCAAUGCCGUGGUCUCCUACGACGGCAGCAUCUUCUGGCUGCCGCCCGCCAUCUACAAGAGUGCCUGCAAGAUCGAAGUGAAGCACUUCCCCUUCGACCAGCAGAACUGCACCAUGAAGUUCCGCUCCUGGACCUACGACCGCACGGAGAUCGACCUGGUGCUCAAGAGCGACGUGGCCAGCCUGGACGACUUCACCCCCAGCGGCGAGUGGGACAUCGUGGCGCUGCCAGGCCGGCGCAACGAGAACCCCGACGACUCGACUUACGUGGACAUCACCUACGACUUCAUCAUCCGCCGCAAGCCGCUCUUCUACACCAUCAACAUCAUCGUCCCCUGCGUGCUCAUCACCUCGCUGGCCAUCCUGGUCUUCUACCUGCCGUCCGACUGCGGCGAGAAGAUGACCCUGUGCAUCUCCGUGCUGCUGGCGCUCACCGUCUUCCUGCUGCUCAUCUCCAAGAUCGUGCCGCCCACCUCCCUGGACGUGCCCCUGGUGGGCAAGUACCUCAUGUUCACCAUGGUGCUCGUCACCUUCUCCAUCGUCACCAGCGUGUGCGUGCUCAACGUGCACCACCGCUCGCCCACCACGCACACCAUGGCGCCCUGGGUCAAGGCCCUGUUCCUGGAGAGGCUGCCCCCGCUGCUCUUCAUGCAUCCUUGGGCAUCGUUUGUCCCCGUCCAGGUGAGCGAGGACUGGAAGUACGUCGCCAUGGUGAUCGACCGCCUGUUCCUUUGGAUCUUUGUCUUCGUCUGUGUCUUUGGCACCAUCGGGAUGUUCCUGCAGCCUCUCUUCCAGAACUACACCACCGCCACCUUCCUCCACGCAGACCACUCGGCUCCCAGCUCCAAGUGAGCCUCCCUCACCCCGCUCCACGGCCCUGCACCCCUCUGCCCUCUGUUGUACAAUCGUUUUGGGUGGAAGAGGAUGAGCUACCAAGAAGAGGGGCGCUGCCCACAAAGAUCUAUCCUUCCACGUCACCUGGAGCCCCUCCCCCCACCCACAGCCAGCUCCACCUGGCAGCUGGGCCAGCCGCUCUCCUCCUCCUGCACCAAUAGUGUUGCUGGUUGAGGAUGAGGCUGAGAAAAGGAGGGUGGAGAUAUCGGCGACUUCCAGCCUGACGAAAGUGUGAAGGGGAAGGGGCCGAGAAGGGGCCAGAAUCUUCCACUGCCUUCCAGUCACGGGAAAGGGUGAGAGGGACAGGGGCUCCAGCUCUGCUGGGCCAGCCCAACACAAUGGCAGCUCAGAAGGGAGGAGCGAAAGGAGAGAGGCCUGGGUGUGACCGGAUGCUUGCCUCAGCCCCAGUGAACGGCAGCUGGGCGGGGUGGGCCUCACAAGGGACACAGGUUCCUGCCCAGAGGGUUCGUCUGCUGCUGUGGUCAGACGCCUGGAGGGAGCUUCCAGCCCAGUCCCACCGCCCCAGCUCCCCUUGUCCCGGUGAGGAAUUCUCCCCCUCCCCUGGACUUUCCUUCCUUUCUUGCUCGGCCAGGGUGUGAAGGGCAAGGCUGGGAGCCUCUGAGUUUUGAGUCUUUGGUGACCUGCUUGGAGCCUGAGGUCCGAGGACACACACUUUGGGGGAAGGGCAAGUUCACAGGCUGUUUUUUACCCCCAGUUGAACUGACUGGCUGUUGGAAGUAAAUGAAGGAUGUUAGCCGUAAGCAGAGCCAGCCUUUUCAUUUUUUUAAAUAUGUUUUUUUAUUGAUUUUAGAGAGAAGGGAGAGGGACA
Myotis davidii is the source of this 2985-nucleotide messenger RNA. RefSeq names its product cholinergic receptor nicotinic beta 2 subunit (gene CHRNB2). The transcript has 8 exons. Gene Ontology annotation, cellular component: neuron projection; synapse; postsynaptic membrane. Lineage: Eukaryota; Metazoa; Chordata; Mammalia; Chiroptera; Vespertilionidae. The coding region runs from base 867 to 2114 and encodes 415 amino acids. Gene Ontology annotation, molecular function: transmembrane signaling receptor activity; acetylcholine-gated monoatomic cation-selective channel activity. The record is from RefSeq and is a predicted model, not a curated record. Gene Ontology annotation, biological process: signal transduction; regulation of membrane potential; monoatomic ion transmembrane transport.